This is a messenger RNA of Lobosporangium transversale, 1117 nucleotides long. Its product is annotated as class I glutamine amidotransferase-like protein. The transcript has 7 exons. Bases 252 to 986 code for a protein of 244 amino acids. NCBI's taxonomy places the organism in Eukaryota, Fungi, Mortierellomycota, Mortierellomycetes, Mortierellales, Mortierellaceae. The record is from RefSeq and is a predicted model, not a curated record.
UACACACCCCACUCAUGGAGCAUUUAUCGAAGUUAUUAUCAAAGAGGUGCCAAAAACAUAACUACAUAUAUGUCUAUGAGUGAUAUGGAUUUGAAAUAGCACAUUUCUUUAAUGAGGUUGUGGACAAACGUUACAUGAAGUACGCAGCAAUAUCUAAUGAGAUAGUAUAAAUAACCGCCCAUCCCUCCCCACAGACAACAGAAAAUCAAACAAAAGCAACACCCAGCUCUACAGUUGACUACUUCCCAGCAAUGAAGCACUUUAAUUCGUGUUCCAUCUUCCUUAUUGCCACCUCAAUCCAUGUCGCUUUUUCACUUUUGAGUGACGCUGCGUACCAUGGCCCUUUCCCCAAGGUUCCCAAGGAUAUGGGUACAAUCCAACUCGGUGCCUUUAUUUUUGACAACGCAGAUUUACUAGACAUCACAGGCCCCAUGGAGGUUUUCGGUGCGCCUUUUAACAACCUUGACAUCGAGGUUAAUUUUAUCGGAACCUCUCUGAAGCCUGUCAAGACUGCACACAGCGUGUUACUCACUCCUAGGUAUACUCUCAGCAAUGCACCCAAGAUGGAUUUGUUCUUUAUUCCUGGAGGCCCUGGGAUUGCGUCUGUUAUGAACUCUACAAAGAUUAUGCGGCAGGUCACUAAGCGUGUCAAGGAAUCGACCUGGACAAUGACUGUCUGUGUUGGAUCUGCGGUGUUAGCCAAGACCGGCCUCAUGGAUGGUUACAAUAUGACUACCAAUAAGGCAGCUUUCCAAAGGAUCGUAGACAAUUCAAAGGGCAUGAAUAUCAAUUGGAUUAAGCGAGCACGCUGGGUUCAAGAUGGGAAAUAUGUCACCUCUUCGGGAGUAGCUGCUGGCAUGGAUGCUGCUCUCUACAUUCUUUCAGAGUUUACAAGCUUUGCGAAUGCGCAGAAUGUUUCCAACUUUAUUGAAUACUCCUGGCAUAAAGACGCGAAUGAUGAUCCUUUUGCUGAUCUGUAUCCCUAAACUCGUUCUUGAAAUGGCCCUUGAAUGAUGCUCGCGAGCCUCUAUAUCAAAUGAUGGAUCUGUGGAGGAUGUCCAUGUACGAGCAGCGUAGGGGCUAUAUAUAUAAAGGAGAAAAAAAAAAAAAACAGGAA